GUGAAAACUCACAGCGGCAACUGUAAUCUGAAGUUUCUUUCAUUCGAUAUUUCCACCGAUCUGCUCUUGAAAAGCGUAGUUGUGGUGAUGAGGAACUACCUCAUACUGCUUUUGGUUUUCUUCCCUUACUAUCUUUGCUUGGAUGCUCUAGGACCCGAUGAAGAUCCGUACAAGAUUUUGGGUGUAACUCGCUCUGCAAGCCAGGCAGACAUAAAAAGAGCUUACAAGAAAAUGGCGAGGAAUUGGCACCCAGACAAGAAUAACGAUCCCUCAGCACAAGAAAUGUUUAUCAAAAUCAAUGAGGCUAAUGAGAUUUUGUCAGAUGAAGAAAAGAAAAGGAAUUUUGAUAUGUUUGGAACCACCUCACAGCCAGGCAAUGGUGGACCACAAGGAAAACCAUUUUAUGAUCCGCACAGUGGGUUUAGCUUCUUCUUCAAUGGAAUGCCUUUUCAAAAUUCUUGGUCCAAACCAGGACAAAUUAAUUACAGAUUUUACUACAAGACAGUCCUACCAGAGAGUUACGAGAAGCCUUACUUGAUUGAAAUUAUCUCAGACUGGUGUUUUGCUUGUGCACAAAUUGAGGAGAUAUGGGAAGAAGCAUCCAAUAAAAUAAAGAAAGUUGGUGUGGGAAUUGGCAUAAUCAAUGUCAAUAGGAGUCCGCGUUUGGCAGAUGCAUUGGGCGUAGGAAGAGUGCCCUCGAUCAUUGGUGUCAUCAAUGGAAGAGUUGCGUUCUACAAUGAAAUAGUUACUGUGCAGGGUUUGAAGGAUUUUGUACUGGAGUUAUUUCCACGUGGCUUAAUUGAAAAGGUUACAGCCAGUAAUCUUGAUUCUUUUUUGACGACAAGCAUCAGCAACAAACCAAGUGUGAUUCUAUUUUCCCCCAAACCUAAUCCUUCACUCCUUUAUCAUCUGGUGGCUUUCAGCAACUGCAAACAACAGUCAUUUGGCUUUGUAUCGUUGACUGACAGCUCUUCAGAACCUCUCAGGAAACGCUUUAGAGUAAACUCUAAGGAACCAACAGUGUUGAUCUUUAAGGAUGAUGUGGCUGUGCCAGAUGUGGUUGUCAUGGCAUCUGAGCUCACGCAUGGAAAACUUCGUGAAGUAGUUGAAUCUCACAAAUAUCUUCGCCUUCCAAGACUGUCUUCAAGGUCUUUAUUUGAUGAACUUUGUCCUGAGGAGAGGUUUAGAUCCCAGCGAAGGCUGUGUGUCGUUCUGUUUACUAAACAAGGCCAAAAUGACAAAGAGAAGCUUGCUCUGAGGUUGUUUGCAACAGAUAAAAAAUACCUCUCUGAGAGGCGGUUGAAAUUUUUGUAUAUUUACGAAGAUGUGCAGAGAGAUCUAGUGGAAGAGUUCAAAGAUGGGGUGAAGGCUGAUAGUUGCGCAGAGAAUAAAACAGCAUCAAAGGUCAUAGUUCUCUGGAACAAAGGUCAAAAGCAAGUCAGAUACGACUGGCUUCCAGGGGGGUGGUGUGUGAAUGAGUCAGAAGAGCCGCUGACCAAGGCUCGGCUGUCUGUCAUGCUGGAAGAUCUACUGUCUGGAGAGGGCAAGUUGCGACAUACUUCAAGUAUUCCACGGAUCUACAAUGAGCAUGCGCCAGGACUCCUGUCUUUGUUGUUCAGCUGGUGUUCAGAUGCCUAUUACUUCGUGAAAUCGUCUUUGUAUCGGAGAGAAACUGUUUCCUUGUUUUCCUUGUUGUGUGGAUUGGGAGUCGUUCUGGUUUUCAGUGUUUUACUUCCCAGUGCGAAUGAGCCAAUAAAUAGGGUGUACAAAGGGUCCUCUCAGAAGAACCAGAGACCCCCAGAAAGCGAGUCAGUCUUGGGCCUCCUUCGUUUGGACCACAGCACCGAAAAGACCCUAAUCAGGGAUGCCCCUCGGGGCCAAAUCACGUUUACUCUGCUGGUUGAUGCUACCACUGCACGAGAGGUAGUAAAGCUGCCUCUAAUUCAAGCGUUUGCCGAUGUGAUUUAUCCUCACAGCGGAAACCCAAAUUUUAGAUUCACCUGGCUUUCAAUAACUGACAACCUUGCGUGGUGUGCCGAGAUUCUGGAUGUGGACAAGUUUGGUGAAGUGACUCCUGGAAUUGUUCUCGCCUUAAACGGCUACAAGAAAUAUUUGUCUGUCUUCAAACCGUCUGACCUGUCUGAGGGAGCCUUCUUCAAGAGGCAAGGAGGAGACUUAAUGGGAUUUGAUGAUAGUGAUAGCGAUACGGAUGCUAACGAAGAUGGAAUGACGGAAUACGAGAGAAAACGGCAAAAAGUUCUAAGUAGAUCGAUUCGAACACAGUUAGUACAUUGGUUAGAGAGAUUUUGCGACGGAAUGGUGGACAGAAAACGAGUCGUCGAAUGGCCGAGAUUUACCGACUAGGG
Molecule: messenger RNA, 2366 nt
Organism: Pocillopora damicornis (cauliflower coral)
Lineage: Eukaryota; Metazoa; Cnidaria; Anthozoa; Scleractinia; Pocilloporidae
Product: dnaJ homolog subfamily C member 16
Source: RefSeq, a predicted model, not a curated record